AUGAUGGAAAAGAAAGAGGAUGCUAACCCUAGCGCCGAUUUGUCGAAGCAUAGCAUCGAUCCGCCGCCAGUUCAGGUUAAAAAGGAAGUUUCAGUAGCGGGGUGUUUUGUCACGCUGAAAGAGGGUGGCGAACUUGCAAAUGAAAUUUCGAUUGUAGAUUGCGGAGUUGGACGAAGUAUCAAGUAUUCGCAUUAUAUAUUGUACUUGCGGACAGCGAGUUUAGUGAACGCUGGACCUAUUCCACACCACAGUCGUAACAUGUCUGCUGUGGGAGUGUUCUAUUUCUCCAGAAGCUUCUCCCGCGAUCAUAGUGUAGGGGAGCUGCAUUUAGCACAGGAUCCCAUUGUUAAGGCCUGUUGGCUUCUUUUUGUAGACGGCUUUUGA
Molecule: messenger RNA, 384 nt
Organism: Plasmopara halstedii
Lineage: Eukaryota; Oomycota; Peronosporomycetes; Peronosporales; Peronosporaceae
Exons: 5
Coding region: 1-384 (127 amino acids)
Source: RefSeq, a predicted model, not a curated record